This is a messenger RNA of Brassicogethes aeneus, 4656 nucleotides long. NCBI's taxonomy places the organism in Eukaryota, Metazoa, Arthropoda, Insecta, Coleoptera, Nitidulidae. The record is from the annotation of a GenBank genome assembly.
AUGUCUAGUGAAGAAAGUUUAGAAGCAAGGCAAAAUAACGAGUUUGAAGCCAUACAGUCUAUUUAUGAAACAAAUCUAAUAGAUUUAAGAAAACAAUUGCCAUGGAAUCAAUGGGCCCCCUUAAAUUUAUCAUUAACUUUAUUUCCCCAAAAGGGCAACUCUGGAAUACACGAAAAUCAUGUUCAAGUCGAUUUACAUGUUAAAUGUCCCAAAAAUUAUCCAAAUGUGAUACCAAACAUAAAACUGGAAAACGGGAAAGGUUUAUCAAAUGCUGUUCUUACUGAGCUACAAGAAGAACUAACGCAAGAAGCUACACUACUAAUAGGGGAGGAAAUGAUUUUUCAAUUGGCUCAAUAUGUGGAACAAUUUUUACACAAACACAACAAACCCAGCUCUAAGAGUUUUUAUGAAGAAAUGCUACAAAGGCAAAAAGAGCAGGAGGAAAAAGAAAAUGAAGCCAAAACCAUUGAGCAGAACAGACAGAGACAAUAUUUUAUUGAAGAGGUUCAAAAACGACAGGAGAUUUUAAAAACCGAAUCCAAAUUACGAAGAGAUAGUAGAUAUAGCAUUGACAAUUUGUCGGACGACGGCUUUGAUGGUAACAAGCAUUCAUCAUUAAACAGUGAUGAGUCGAUAUGUCUACAUCAACAUACAUCUACCAUUAAUUUUGAUGCGAGGGAAAUACAAAGAGGAAAAUGUUUAAAACAUUCCACACCCAAUCAUGUUAUUUUCAGCGGUAUAGAUAAAGAAUCUGGAGAAAUGGUCCAAAUAAGCGAAUGGUCUAUAAGCAUAAAAAAUAAAAACGAUAUUUCUGUGAUUGAGCGCCAGAUUUCCGGCAUCGAGCAAGAAUUGGGUUAUUUAGUUAGGCUAAAACAUCCCAACAUUGCUCAAUACCAGAACAUAAAACACGAGUUGUUUGCAGAAGAAAAUAAAUUUGUGUUGCAUGUUGUUCAAGAAUUUAUUUUUGGUUCAAGCUGUAAUACUUUGUUUACAAGACAGAAUAUAAAAGUAAAUGUUGAUUUAUUAAAGUAUAUUGCUAAAGGAGUUUUAUGUGCUAUUGAUUAUUUACAUAGGAAUAAUGUUGUACAUAGGAACUUAUCAGACACUUGCGUUUAUCUAAGUAGCAAAGGUGUAAAGUUAUCAAAGUACAGCAUACAAAAAAGAAUAUCGGAUCUUAUCGCACAAUCUCACACAACCUAUGGAAAAAAGACUGAUAUUUAUGACUACGGUUUAUUUCUUAUAACACUGCUCAAGGGCUCGAAAAUCGAAGAUGAAAAUUUCGAUAUUCCGAAUUCCAUACCAUCCGAUUUAUACGACCUCUUGCAAAGAUGUCUGGCCAAAGAGGAAAAAGAACGGUUCACAACCACACAGCUGUUAAACCAUUCCUUUUUCCGAAAGGCCGUUGUGCAUUUUCCACCGAACCAUCGUCUGGAGGAAAUAGUCCAAGAAAAUAACGCGCCCGAAAUUGUAAAUUACGAGAUCAGUCCUCCCCAAUCGAACGGUCAAAGCCGAAUAAACAACGAGUUCGAGUUUCUUCAGCAUCUAGGAAAAGGAGCUUUUGGCGACGUCAUCAAAGUGAGGAACAAGUUGGAUGGUGGCAAUUAUGCCAUAAAGCGUAUUAAAUUGAACCCCAAAAAUAAACAGCUCAACAAGAAGAUAGUCAGGGAGGUAAAGUUGCUGUCCAGAUUGAACCAUGAGAAUGUCGUGAGGUAUUACAACUCUUGGAUCGAAACCACCACAAUCAAAAGCGACGAUACCGAUUCUUCCGAAAACACCUUUUCGGAAAAACUCGAUUUCAACGUUCCUCGAAUCGUAAAAAAAGACGAAUUCACCAUAAAUGACAACAUAGAAGAUCUUGCGCCACCAAUAAAAAACGUGGAAGUUUCAGUAACGUAUGACAGUAAGUCGCAAAGAGUGUUCGAUUCUUCUGAUGAUGAAUCCAGCGAUGAUGAAGGAAUUUGGGCCGCCUAUGACAAUUCGGAUUCCGACGGCAUUGAGUUUGAGCACAACUCCUCGGAAUCUCCGUCCAAAAUUUCGUCUUGUUCGUCACAAAAUGUGAUCGCAACGGAUCCCACUGAAGAAAAUGUCACACAAAUCGAUUUCAUGUACAUUCAAAUGGAGUUUUGCGAAAAAAGCACCUUACGACACGCCAUUGAUGACGAUUUGUAUGUGGACGAGGACAGAGUGCGGAGAUUAUUCAGGGAAAUUGUGGAAGGUUUGGCUCACAUCCACCAGCAAGGGAUGAUACACAGAGAUCUGAAACCCGUGAACAUUUUCUUGGACUCUGAGGACCACGUUAAGAUAGGAGACUUCGGUCUGGCAACGACCGACAUAAAGUCCCGCCAAAACGAACAUUUCACCGCCAAAAGCCCGAUCGAGAGCGACAGGGACAGAGACAACACCGCGGACGAAAGUAAAACGGGGGCUGUAGGUACCGCCCUCUACGUGGCUCCCGAGAUAAGUUUGGCCUCGAAGGCUAUUUACAACCAAAAGGUCGAUAUUUACAGCUUGGGCGUCAUUUUGUUCGAAAUGUGCUUCAAACCUCUCGAUACUUCUAUGGAGAGAAUUAAGAUUCUUACCGGGCUGAGGUCCAAGGAAAUAACGUUCCCUGAGGAGUUUUUGAAGAAGAAAAAUGAAAAGCAGGAAACUCUUAUAAAAUUACUUUUAACGCACGACAUAACAAAAAGACCGACCUCCUUGGAACUGCUUCAGUCUGAUUACAUUCCACCGCCGGUUUUAGAAGAAAGGGAACUAAGAGAGCUGGUUAGGCACACCCUGAGCAACCCCCAAUUAAAAGGGUACAAGUACUUGAUAGCCUCGUGUUUUCAACAAUCCGUGACGCCUGCGCAAGACAUCACAUACGACAAGGAUCCCACUUCGUCGCACAAUUCGAAACCGUUUCAGAUAUACGAUUUUGUAAGGCAGGCGUGUGUUAAAAUUUUUAAACAACAUGGCGGGCACAAUUUGGCAACUCCUUUACUAAUGCCCAAGAGCAAGUAUUAUGAAAAUUUGGAUUUAUGUGUAAAAUUGAUGACGCAUUUUGGAAGCAUAGUUACUUUGCCACAUGAUCUCAGGGUGCCUUUUGCAAGGUACAUAGCAUGGAAUGGCAUUCAACAGUUUCGAAGAUACUCGAUAGAAAGAGUCUACAGGGAAAGAAAAGUUUUUGGAUUUUUACCCAGGGAAUUAUAUGAGUGUGCGUUUGACAUAGUCAGUCCCACUUCCGGUAAUUUAAUGUCGGAUGGAGAAAUAUUGUACUUGGUGUACGAAAUAAUAAACGAAAUUUCGUGCUUAAAAAAUACGUUUAAAAUACGUUUAAACCACACUUCUCUAUUGAAGGCGAUAUUAUUGCAUUGUGGAGUCAGGGACAACCAUGCAGAAGUAUUCAAUGUUUUGUCUGGAAUUAAGGAGAGUAAAAUUUCAAAAACGCAAAUGCAGGAUUACCUGAUAACUUUAGGAUUAUCCGACAAUUCCAUAUCUCUGUUUAUAAACCUAACAAAUCAAGAGUUCGACAUCAGUAAAAUAACGAACCAAUUCCAAAUGAUUUUGAAAAAAAAAUCUGGGGAAGCUAGUCAAUUGGCCAAACAGGCCAUCCAAGAUUUAAAACAAAUCGCGCAAAAUGCUGAAGCAUUUGGAGUCACUUUUGACAUAAUAAUAAGCCCGGGCUUGUUCUACAACAUCCAGCAGUACUCGGGCAUGAUUUGCCAGUUCGUUUGCGAAAUAAAAAAGAAGCACAAGCACUCGCUGGAGGUGCUGGCGGCAGGCGGCAGGUACGACUCGAUGAUCGCCACCCAUCGCAACAUAAUGCUGCAAGCCAACAUGCUGGACAAGGACGUGCACCAAUCGGCCGUGGGCGUGUCCAUUUCGUUGGACAAACUGGUGCAAGCGAUUCAGCGGGAAAGCGGCGACGAAGUUACGGUACCUGAUCACUUGGACGUGGCGGUUUGCUCCAUCGGAACCAAACCGAUGCUGAAGGAGAAGGCAAAAAUUUUAAAAAGCCUUUGGGCGGGCGGUAUUAGAUGUUUUCUGAUUGAAUCCACGAAUCUUGAAGAAAUACACGAGGAAGUCAACGAAUUGAAAGUGCCACAUAUUGUGAUCUUAAAAGAUAACGAACAAGGUGUCGUAUUGCUGCAAAGUUGGGAAAGAGAUAGACUGCAAGAGUCCAUUAUAGCUACCUCAAAGCUGGUGAAGGAGCUCCAGCAAACUUUGAAAGUUUGGCAGGAUAAAGGCCACGAGAACAAUCAGUGCGUGCCAAUUUGCAGAUCUGAAAGUAAAGUUUCAUAUAGCGAAAGUUUGCAAGAACCGACAGUGGACGUCCUAUUUGUUACCGAAGAAAAAUUGUCUUCCAACGCUAGAAAAAGAUACGAUAACCAGAUAAGGUCCCACCUGGAAAACUUAUUUACAAAACUUACAGGUUACAUAGUUGUAAUAGGUCUCUCCUUUGACGCCAAUGUUAUCCGCACUUUGGCGUCGUUUUUGGAAUUUGACAGCGAGCCCAGGUUCCAAGAUUCUGUAACUGCGGUCAUAGAAAAGCACCAGAGACACAAAAGGUUCCUAAGCGAAGUUUGCGACGAACUGUACAAACACAGGGCGAAAAGGACCAAUCCUUCAAUUGUUUUGUUCAGUAUAACCGAUUAUUUUUAUAAAGUGAUAGUUUAA